Anopheles cruzii is the source of this 11962-nucleotide messenger RNA. RefSeq names its product neurobeachin (gene rg). Gene Ontology annotation, molecular function: protein kinase binding. Bases 1 to 10275 code for a protein of 3424 amino acids. Lineage: Eukaryota; Metazoa; Arthropoda; Insecta; Diptera; Culicidae. Gene Ontology annotation, biological process: intracellular protein localization. Gene Ontology annotation, cellular component: membrane; cytosol. The transcript has 23 exons. The record is from RefSeq and is a predicted model, not a curated record.
AUGGCGGACCUUACGAGGCCCCCUCUUUGUGACAUAAAACGACCCGAAGAAGUGGUGAAGAUGUCGAUGACCGACAAUCUAAAGUUUGCCGUCUUGAUCGGGUUGAUCGAGGUGGGCCAGGUGUCGAAUCGCGAGGUCGUCAAUACGGUGCUGCAUUUGCUUGUCGGCGGGGAGUUCGAUAUGGAGCUGAACUUUGUAGUGCAGGAUGCACAGAAUGUAAAACACAUGCUGGAGCUGCUAGAUCACUGCACGGCCAACCUUCAAGCCGAGGUGUGGAGCGUAUUCAUAGCGAUCUUGAAGAAGAGUGUGCGUAAUCUGCAGGCCUGUACCGAGGUCGGUCUCAUCGAGCAUGUUCUGGGCCGGCUGCAUCAGGCCGAACCGAUUGUAGCAGAUCUUCUUAUUGAGAUGCUUGGCGUGCUAGCAAGCUACAGCAUCACGGUAAAGGAACUAAAGCUGCUAUUCGGUGCAAUGAAGGCAGUCAACGGGAAGUGGCUCCGUCACUCAGCCAAGCUACUGAAUGUGUUGAAGCAGAUGCCUCAUCGCAACGGUCCAGAUGUAUUUUUCAGUUUUCCUGGCCGCAAGGGUUCGGCCGUCGUACUUCCUCCAUUAGCCAAAUGGCCAUACGAAAAUGGCUUCACUUUUAGCACCUGGUUCCGGCUGGAUCCGAUCAAUUCUGUGAACAUCGAGCGUGAAAAACCUUACUUAUACUGUUUUAAAACGUCCAAGGGGGUCGGUUAUACGGCUCAUUUCGUAGGCAACUGCCUUGUCCUUACCUCGAUGAAAGUGAAGGGCAAGGGAUUCCAGCACUGUGUCAAAUAUGAGUUUCAGCCGCGUAAGUGGUACAUGAUUGCCAUUGUAUAUAUCUACAAUCGGUGGACGAAGAGUGAGAUCAAGUGCCUGGUGAAUGGACAGCUGGCUUCCAGUACCGAGAUGGCUUGGCUGGUGUCGACCAACGACCCGUUCGACAAGUGCUACGUUGGUGCAACACCGGAGCUGGAUGAAGAGCGCGUAUUUUGCGGACAGAUGGCCGCAAUCUACCUUUUCUCGGAAGCUUUAACCACGCAGCAAAUCUGCGCAAUGCAUCGACUCGGCCCUGGUUACAAGUCCCAGUUUCGUUUCGACAACGAGUGCUAUUUGAACUUACCGGAUAACCACAAGCGGGUGAGUGACAUGGCAUCGAAAGACAGCCACUUGUCGUCCCUUUCGCCAACACCCCUUGCCCCGACCGAGUCCAGCAUCCAUAGAAAUCUAGUUAGCGGUAGUACGGCUCACAGUGCCUCGGCCCAGCCCUCUGGUACCAACGAACCAUCGCCCCCGUUUUCCACAUCCUCUACGACUUCGGCCAAUUCAGCCUCAUCACCUGGCGUUGCGCUUGCUUCUACCGCCUCCGGCACCGGUUGCGAAUCGUUUGAUUUAGUAUCCGUUCUGUACGAUGGCAAGCUGUCAAGCGCAAUAGUUUUCAUGUACAAUCCCGUCGCUACUGAUGGCCAGCUUUGUCUCCAAUCGGCUCCCAAGGGCAAUCUAUCGUACUUCGUGCAUACUCCACACUCCCUAAUGCUGCAGGAUGUGAAGGCGGUUGUAACACACUCAAUCCACUGCACGCUGAACUCGAUUGGCGGUAUCCAGGUGCUGUUCCCUCUUUUCUCCCAGCUUGACAUGCCAUACGAAGGGACAGAAGUUAGAAAGGAUCCUACACUAUGUGCCAAACUUCUUGGGUUUAUUUGCGAGCUGGUAGAAAGUUCGCAAACCGUGCAACAACACAUGAUACAGAACCGUGGCUUUCUAGUGAUAUCAUUCAUGCUACAAAGAUCGUCCCGUGAUCACUUGUCGCUAGACGUUCUCGGAUCGUUCCUAAGCCUCACGAAGUAUCUCGUGACAUGUUUAUCCGCCAACUCGGACCUGCUUCUCAAACAGCUCUUCUGUUUUUCUUUCCUUACAUGGCAGCUGCUCGAUCACGUGCUGUUCAAUCCGUCGCUGUGGAUCUAUACGCCGGCUACGGUGCAGGCGCGUCUUUAUGCCUACUUAGCAACUGAGUUUCUCAGCGACACGCAAAUCUAUAGCAACGUGCGGCGUGUCAGCACCGUCCUUCAAACCGUGCACACCUUGAAGUUCUACUAUUGGGUUGUAAACCCUCGUUCGAAAAGUGGAAUCACGCCGAAAGGGCUCGAUGGACCACGCCCUGCCCAGAAAGACAUCUUGGCGAUUCGGGCGUACAUUCUGCUGUUUUUGAAGCAGCUGAUCAUGAUCGGUAACGGAGUGAAAGACGACGAGCUGCAGAGCAUAUUGAACUAUCUGAUGACGAUGCACGAGGACGAAAAUUUGCACGAUGUUCUGCAGAUGCUAAUUUCACUGAUGUCCGAACAUCCGAGCUCGAUGGUGCCGGCAUUCGACGUGAAGCACGGUGUGCGCACGAUCUUCAAGCUACUGGCUGCCGAAAGUCAAUUGAUACGUCUUCAGGCUCUCAAGCUUCUCGGCUUCUUUUUAUCACGCAGCACGCACAAGCGAAAAUACGACGUCAUGUCUCCGCACAAUCUUUACACGCUGCUUGCCGAGCGCUUGCUGCUGUAUGAAGAGUCAGUGUCGUUGCCUACCUACAACGUCCUUUACGAGAUCAUGACUGAGCACAUCUCGCAGCAAAUACUGUAUGCGAAGCACCCGGAGCCAGAAAGCCAUUACCGCCUGGAAAACCCAAUGAUUCUCAAAGUGGUCGCCACGCUGAUCAGACAGUCGAAGCAGUCGGAGCAACUGAUCGAGGUGAAGAAAUUGUUUCUUUCCGAUAUGACGUUGUUGUGUAACAACAAUCGUGAAAACCGGCGUACGGUGUUGCAAAUGAGCGUAUGGCAGGAGUGGUUGAUUGCGAUGGCUUACAUCCAUCCGAAAAGCUCCGAGGAGCAAAAGCUGUCCGAUAUGGUGUACUCGCUGUUUCGUAUGCUGCUGCAUCACGCUAUCAAAUACGAGUACGGUGGGUGGCGAGUGUGGGUUGAUACGCUAGCCAUCGUUCAUUCGAAGGUGUCGUACGAAGAAUUCAAGCUGCAGUUUGCGCAGAUGUACGAACACUACGAAAAACAUCGCACAGACAACAUAACUGAUCCGGCGCUCCGACAACAGCGUCCCAUCAGCACGAUCAGCGGUUGGGAGCAUGGUGCUGGCAACGGUAGUGGCAAGGAAGCAGAUCUGGAAUUGCAUAACGGUAGCGUCAACCAAGCCGGACCAGGUUCACUGGUUGCCACCAGCACCACCAGUGGUUGUAUUUGCGAACCAGAAACCAAUGAAACUGCAAUCAAGAAGUCUGUUGUGUUGAAAACAAAUGGUGAAAGCUUUCCGAUCGGUUCUUCCGGCCUGAUGGAUCGCGACAUUCUGGACGAAAACGUUGUCGGUGAGGUGGAAGACGAAGAGGAUGACGACGAUGGACGACAGAUGGGGCGCCAAAGUGUUGAGGACAAUGAUGACGAAGAGGAUGAUGACGAAGAAGAGGAGCAUGAAGUCGAUCGACAGGAAGACGGUGAAGUAGUUCCGUCUUACGCGCUUCACAGCAAUCAGGUUGUCUCGUCGGAAAUGGUGGUGAAGGAGAUAGUUGAUGAAAUCGUUGAUAAAUCGGUCAGGAAUGUGCUGCUGGGGAACGAUUCUGCCGGCGACGAUGUGCAGGAGAAAGUAAGGUGCGAACAGCACACUAAGGAAGCUUCCGACGAACCCACUUCAUCGCCCGUGAUUAAGGACGAAGAAAUCGAACUGGCGGUCAACGAGGUGGUAAAGAUGAGCCAGGAAACGUCGAAACCGCUGGACGAAGAGUGUAGCGGAGGAUCGGUGGACUUGAUUAACAACAACAAGAACACAAUUGCUGCCAGAAUCGACGACAGUGAUGACAAUGGAAUGGAAAUUGGUGCAAUCGUACAAACUGUAGCUGCGGUGCAACCACCACUGUAUAAAGAUGAACAGGAUGCGGAAAGGGUGACAGCAACGAUCAGUGCGAUCGUGGAAGAGCUGAUCGAUCGCAGUCUAGCAGACGAACGUUCGAGCAUAGACGCCGGAGUGGCAUUAGCUUACGAGAUGAAAGGGGUUGUUGAAACUAUAAUUACGAAUGCCCUUGGGCGGGUGGAAAACACUGAUGACAAGAAGGAACCAGCUGAUACGAAUCAGUCGCAGCAAAGUCACCAUCAACCUCACCACCAUCACGUACCCCAUCAACAGCAGCAGCAUCAUCAUCACGACGGAGAAGAGCAACCAAAAAUUAGUGUGGUAUCCGAAGCGAUGGAAGGCAUUGCUGGCGAAACAGUUGUAGUUCUAAACGAGGCGCCAGAGAAUGAGGAGGACGAAGAACAACAGGAGGAUGACCAAGAUGAGGUAGAGCACGAGCACGAGCACGAGGAUGGUGUUGUUAUAGUUGAAUCAAUUGAUUCACGCAACGUGAAAACGGACGUAUUGUUGCUCAACAAUAGUGCUGACAAUUCUUACGAUAGUAGCGGGACAGUUGUAGCAGAGGACGGUGGCAUCGUUUCCUCCGGCACUGUUCUCCCACAGUCCGACGAUGUGCCAGCAGCUAAGCGGGCGGUUAACGUAUCCACCAAUACGCAGCAGCAGUUCGUUGAGUCCCUGGAACAGCCUAUCACCAGUGUGUCUAGCGGUGGUCAGCCGCUACCGCAAAGUCAACUGCCACACCUUUCUCAAUCAAUCGGUGGCGGCAGCUAUAAAGGUGGCAAGCGAUCGAAGGUCCCCUCGACAAAUCGGCCAAUGUUUUCGCCCGGACCAACGCGACCACCGUUCCGUAUACCGGAGUUCAAAUGGUCCUACAUCCACCAGCGACUCUUGUCCGACGUCCUCUUUUCACUAGAGACCGACAUUCAGGUGUGGCGCAGUCACUCGACGAAAAGUGUGCUAGAUUUUGUCAAUUCGGCCGAAAACGCCAUCUUCGUGGUCAACACGGUGCAUCUGAUAUCGCAACUGGCUGACAAUUUGAUCAUCGCAUGUGGAGGACUAUUGCCACUGUUAGCGAGUGCCACUUCGCCCAACUCCGAGCUCGACGUGCUUGAACCAACCCAGGGUAUGCCGCUCGAUGUGGCCGUUUCAUUUUUGCAGCGCCUCGUCAACAUGGCCGAUGUUCUCAUAUUCGCCAGCUCGCUUAAUUUUAGCGAGCUUGAGGCCGAAAAGAACAUGUCGUCGGGCGGCAUAUUGCGCCAGUGUUUGCGGCUGGUAUGUACCUGUGCGGUGCGCAACUGUCUCGAGUGCAAGGAACGUACACGGGGGCUAUACAACGGUAUGGCACUGAAGGAUAUUCCCGGCGGUGUGCACCUGCAGGCGCUCAUACGGGGGGCACAGUCGUCGUCGAAGACGAUCAUUGAAUCGUUGUCGGGGCCAAUGAGUCCGGUGAAGGACCCGGAGAAGCUGCUGCAGGACAUGGACAUAAACCGACUGCGGGCGGUCAUCUACCGGGAUGUGAAACGACUCUUUCAGGAGGAAACCAAGCAAGCCCAGUUCCUGUCGCUGGCGAUCGUUUACUUCAUUUCUGUGCUGAUGGUAUCCAAGUAUCGCGAUAUUCUCGAGCCACCGGUCGAGCUGCAGAUACACCGAAACUCUUCGCCUGUCAUACACCGUGCAACACCCGCAACACAAGAAUCCAGCAAUCGGCCACUGUUUCCGCAGUGGUCACAUCACGUCUACCCGCAAUUUCUUCCCGGGUCUCAUCCGAGCCACCAACCCACGGCCGCCGUUACUGUCGGGGCCGGUGGAGUUCAAGGAUCGUCGGCGCCUGGUGGUGGUGGUGUUUGUAGCAGUGGAAAUGUGCCCGUUCUACACCACGGAAGCAACAACAUCUCGUCGUCCUCGCAUACCAUCUCCUCCUCGUCGUCCGCUUUACUCAACGCGAACAACAAUAGUAAUCUCAUCAACAACAACAACAGCACCAACACUAGCACCAAUCCCAAGGACAAUGUCGGUGCGAGCGUGAACGGCUCGCUGCCACCGUUAUACUACAGUAGCGCUGUCAAUAACAACAACAACAACGGCCAGAGCGGUUUCACUGCAAUAGCACCAAGCGGCAACUGUAUUUUCUCCAAUGAAAUGAUGAACUGCUACUCUCCGGCAGUCGCCGCCACAACCGUCAUCGGAGGUCAUCUUCACCAUCCUCAGCAACCACAACAGCAUCAGCAGCAGCAGCAGCAGCAACAACAACAACAAUACCAACAGCAACACACUCUUAACAACAACUCGCUCGCGUCAUUGAUUGCAUCGUCUGGCACGCAGUACAGUUCGGUGGUCGGCCAGCUUCGCGGUGGUGGCCGGUCAACCCACCACUCAGCGGUGGCUGCUCUACACAACGGAGUCAUCAAUAGUAGCAGCAGCAGCAACAGUGUUCACCAUCCUAGCGUCGUCGUUGGUGAAAAAAUGUCCAAAGGCACGCAAUCGAUGCAGGAGGGCGAUUACGAGGUAAUCGUGGUGGAUGAGAACAAUUCUUCCGUCAUUGCGGAUAACGAUUCUCAUUCCAGCGGCCCGCUUUCGAUCAAGAGCGUCGAUUCGGAUGGGGGCUCGUUAAACCUGAACUCCACCGAGAACGAUCCGCAGGAGGUUGAAACUUCGAGCGAAAUCAUGCCGGACGACAGCAAGCCGACCAACUCAAACGACGAAAGUUGGACCGACGUCAACCUGAACGAUGACGUGACGACCGAUAUGAAACCCCGCGCGGGUGAAGUGGGUGCCAUCGGCCUCAUCGGUGGUGGUGCCGUUGUCGGUGGCCCUCCCGGCGUCACCGGCAGCAUUUCGUCAAUUCAACCGAUGGGUGGCGGCGAAGUACGCAACGAUGGCGUUGGUGGCGAGCACAGCGGAACAACUAGUGGCAAGCAUGAGUCGGACAUAGCCGUCGUUCGGGUCCCGGAUGGGUUCAGCCAUGUGGCACCGAACGUCUCGAACCGGAGCCGUGCUGAUGAGCUAAACCUGAAGGCCCCAUUCGUCGGACAAAUCCCACUUGCGAUAUCAUCGCGCGAAGCCAGCCUUACCCAGAAGCUGGAGAUCGCCCUCGGGCCGGUGUGUCCUCUGUUGCGUGAAAUCAUGGUCGACUUUGCGCCCUUCCUGUCGAAAACGCUCGUCGGUUCGCACGGCCAGGAACUGCUGAUGGAGGGCAAGGGACUGACGACGUUCAAAAACAGCCACUCGGUGGUGGAGCUGGUAAUGCUGCUGUGCUCGCAGGAGUGGCAGAACAGCCUGCAGAAGCACGCGGGCCUCGCGUUCAUUGAGCUAAUCAACGAGGGCCGCCUGUUGUCUCACGCAAUGAAGGAUCACAUUGUGCGCGUCGCGAACGAGGCCGAGUUCAUCCUGAACCGGAUGCGGGCCGACGAUGUGCUGAAGCACGCCGAUUUCGAGUCGCAGUGUGCCCAGACGCUGCUGGAGCGGCGCGAAGAGGAGCGCAUGUGCGACCAUCUGAUUACUGCGGCACGGCGCCGGGACAACGUGAUCGCAAGUCGGCUGCUCGAGAAGGUGCGCAACAUUAUGGGCAACCGGCACGGUGCGUGGGGUGACAUGAACGCGAACUACCCGAAACAGAUUUUCUGGAAGCUGGACGCCUGGGAGGACGAUGCCCGGCGCCGGAAGCGAUUGGUUCAGAACCCUCGCGGUAGCAGCCAUCCGCAGGCCACGCUCAAGGCAUCGCUCGAGAAUGGCACGGCUCACGGCACGGGCGGAGUGGCGACGACGACGACGACGGCGACGACAGCGUCAAUAGCGGAUGACGGCGCGGUCGACGGUUGUGCAGCCGGUGGCAGCCGUGUGGGAGCGAUGGCGAGAGAUGAAAUUUACUCGCAGAUUGCAGUGCCGCGCUCGCAGCAACCGGAUUUGCUCGAUGACUCCGAGCUGCUGAUCGAGGACCGUGAGCUCGACCUCGAUCUAACGGGACCGGUAAACAUCAGCACGAAGGCGAAACUGAUCGCCCCAGGUGUAGUGGCCCCGGGCACGAUGUCAAUUACAUCUACCGAGAUGUACUUCGAGGUGGACGAAGAGAACGGCGAGUUUCAGUCGAUCGACACGGAGGUGCUAAAGUACUGCGACCAUCUGCACGGCAAAUGGUACUUUUCCGAGAUACGAGCCAUCUUCUCGCGCCGUUACCUACUGCAGAACGUAGCGCUGGAGAUUUUCCUCGCUAGCCGCACCUCCAUUCUGUUCGCCUUUCCCGACCAGCACACGGUGAAGAAGGUGAUCAAAGCGUUGCCGCGCGUAGGUGUGGGCAUCAAGUACGGCAUUCCGCAGACCCGGCGUGCCUCGAUGAUGUCGCCGCGCCAGCUGAUGCGCAAUUCGAACAUGACGCAGAAGUGGCAGCGGCGCGAAAUCUCUAACUUUGAGUAUCUAAUGUUUCUGAACACUAUUGCCGGGCGAACGUACAACGACCUCAACCAGUACCCCGUGUUUCCGUGGGUACUGACUAACUAUGAUACGCGCGAGCUCGACCUUAGCCAACCGUCCAACUACCGCGAUCUGUCGAAGCCAAUCGGUGCGCUCAACCCUAGCCGGCGCGAGUACUUCGAGGAGCGGUACGAAACGUGGGACACGCCAGGCAUUCCACCGUUCCACUACGGAACGCACUACUCGACGGCUGCGUUCGCCCUCAACUGGCUGAUACGGAUCGAACCGUUCACGAGCAUGUUUCUCGCACUGCAGGGUGGCAAGUUCGACCACCCGGAUCGACUGUUCUCGUCGGUGGCCCUGUCGUGGAAGAACUGCCAGCGCGACACAUCCGACGUGAAGGAGCUGAUACCGGAGUGGUACUUCCUGCCGGAGAUGUUCUACAACGCGUCCGAUUAUCGUCUCGGGCAGCGGGACGACGGUAGUGUGGUUGGUGACGUCGAGUUGCCACCGUGGGCCAAAACGCCGGAGGAGUUUGUGCGCCUGAACCGUAUGGCGCUCGAGUCGGAGUUCGUGUCGUGUCAGCUGCAUCAGUGGAUCGAUCUCAUUUUCGGCUACAAGCAGCGUGGCCCGGAAGCGAUGCGGGCAACGAACGUGUUCUAUUACCUCACGUACGAAGGCAGCGUGGAUCUGGAGACAAUCGGUGACCCGGUUACGCGGGAAGCGAUCGAAAAUCAAAUUAAAAACUUUGGCCAAACGCCCAGCCUGUUGCUGAUGGAACCGCAUCCACCGCGCUCGUCGGCCAUGCACCUGUCGCCGAUGAUGUUCAACACGAUGCCGGAUGACGUGUGUAUGUCGCUCAAGUUUCAUCUCAAUUCGCCGAUCAUCCACAUUUCGGCCAACACGUACCCGCAGCUACCGUUACCAUCGGUGGUGACGGUAACGGCCGGCCAUCAGUUCGCGGUCAAUCGCUGGAACUGCCAGUACACGGCGAGCAUACAGAGCCCGAGCUACGCUGAAUCGACACAAAACCUCAACGCAAACUUGCCGUUAACGAUGGAUCCGUUACUGUCGCAAAUUAAUGGUCAUAACAGCAAUAGCAAUCACCAGAAUCGGCGUCACCUGGGAGACAACUUCAGCCAAAAGCUACAGAUCAAGGCGAAUUGCUACGUUACCACGGUCGACAGCCGCUUUCUGAUCGCGUGCGGCUUUUGGGACAAUAGUUUUCGCGUUUUCUCCACCGAGACGGCCAAAAUCGUGCAAAUUAUUUUCGGUCACUUCGGUGUCGUGACGUGUUUGUCACGUUCGGAAUGCAACAUUACCUCCGACUGCUACAUCGCCUCCGGUUCGGCCGACUGCACCAUUUUGCUCUGGCACUGGAACGCACGGACACAGUCGAUUGUGGGCGAAGGCGAGAUACCAACACCGCGUGCUACUCUCACCGGCCAUGAGACGGCAGUAACGUCGGUAGUUAUCAGCGCCGAGUUGGGGCUGGUCGUCUCAGGUUCCAUACAUGGGCCAGUAUUGGUGCACACGACGUUUGGUGAUUUGCUGCGCUCGCUAGAAGCACCAAAGGACUUCGUUUCGCCGGAAAACAUAACGCUUUCGCGGGAGGGAUUUAUUGUCGUCAACUACGACGAAGGUAGUGUUGCCGCGUACACCAUCAAUGGGAAAUUGUUGCGUUACGAAUCGCACAAUGAUAAUCUUCAGUGUAUGCUGCUAUCGCGUGACGGAGAGUAUUUGAUGACCGCGGGCAAUAAGGGAAUUGUGGAGGUGUGGCGUACCUUCAACCUAGCGCCCCUCUAUGCGUUUCCAGCUUGCAAUAGCGGCAUACGUUCACUUGCCUUAACGCACGAUCAAAAAUACCUGCUUGCUGGACUGGCCACGGGAUCGAUCAUUGUUUUUCAUAUCGACUUCAACCGCUGGCACCAUGAGUACCAGCAGCGCUACUGAAACAGACCAAUCCUACAUGUGCAGCAUAAGGCCCCGCCAUCGCCCAAUAUAUAUGCUGUGCGGUCUAGGCAAGUUCUAAUUCCUGCACCUACAACCGGCAACGCAUUCGCUCAAGAACAAGUUACAUUCAACCGAUAAGCACGUCAGCGGAUAAGCAUCACUCCAUUGUGUCCGGCAUGUUACCGACUACUUGAACAGGGUGAUACAAUAUUUGCCGAACUAUCUACUACUCCUGCAUAGAGUGAAGAGACAAAAAGCAAAUGUCACAAACCCAUUCGAUAGGGUGAGGGUGUAAACGUUUUAAAUUGGCCGUAUCUGCUUCUUCAAUUUUUGUUUUUGCAACAUGGCGCGCUGACGAGAACGAAUGAACGCAGAACGAGUUCAGAAUAUUAUGGGGUGACAAAAGAAGAAUACAUUAAAUUUUAGGUUCAUUACAAUAGACGACCCAUACUAUAUGGACUGAAUCGAAAAACGUGAAAAGCAAACACAUGGUCUUUGCCGUUGGCAGAAAUAUAUUGCAAUGAAUAGACCAUUGUGAUUCAAAAUGAAAAUAUGAAAUGUUAUAACGCUGGGAGAUUUUAAACAGAUUUUCCUAACGAGAAAACCACGUUAGCCUUGUACGGCGAGUUUCGUGCUUCGUUUGUCUGUCAUGUCAUCACACACGACACGAGCACCAACUGUGCGUAUUUGGCAACUCAUGUAUUAUGCGUGUGAUUGCAUUUUAGAGUGGUGCAUUCGUUCACCGUUUAUCCGUUUUCCGUUUCGGUUUUCCGUUGGUGCAAUCAUCGUUUACUUCGUCUUCGGAUGUACGAAUGCUGUAUUUAUUUAUAGAGAUACAUAAGAACUUGUAAUACGACUUUCACGCACGUUGAUAGUGGUGAACAUUUUAAUAAUCAUUCACUCACAUAUUACCGCUCACACUGUGUUUUAGCUAAGCAAUGCACACGCCAUAACCGACAAGCUAGUAAGGUACCGGGUUGAGGUGAGCAAUUUACCCGUUCAAACGGUGGCUUUACUAAUCAUUUUCCUUACGUCCAUGCCACCACUUGGUACGGCAAACGGAAGAAUGUAUAAUAACGGUAGUGUGCAGUAGCUCUCUAAGGGCUCCCAGUAACACGCUCCUCUCUCAAAGCCUCACAAAAUCAAAUACACUCACACGUAACAUUUACGCAAGAACACGCAUGCCAAAUUGUAAAGAUUUUAAUGACAGCCUUUUAAAAAUCAAAGAUAAAGAAAACCAAUUCAUAAGAUAAACAGGUAUUGUUAUAUCAGUGAACAAAGGGUUACAAAACGGUAGAACAAACGGUGCAUUUACAUGAAACACGGACGAAUGAGUGAGAGCAGUGCAAUGGCUUAGUGCGACUAAAACACCUAUCCUAAAGACCGGCUAGAGAGUAUAAAUACGAGUAAAUUAUGCUACGAAACAAUGUUCAUACACAUAACUGACGAGGGGGGUUGUAAGGCGAGUACGAUGCACACGACGAAAGAAACGGAGAAAAGAGACGGUGAGCUAUUAACAGUAGACAAAAAAUUACAUAAUAGUAAUUAUUGAAACGUGCAACUAUAGAGAGAUAUGCAACAUUCUGAGGUUAUCCGUCCGCGAAUAUUUACAUUAGCCAUAUAAAAUACAAAAAUGAAAAAAAAAAAAACAUGAAUAUGAGUAAUGAAACCAAAGCUGAAAAUAAAA